Molecule: messenger RNA, 2493 nt
Organism: Habropoda laboriosa
Lineage: Eukaryota; Metazoa; Arthropoda; Insecta; Hymenoptera; Apidae
Gene: Rgl
Product: ral guanine nucleotide dissociation stimulator-like
Exons: 7
Coding region: 141-2438 (765 amino acids)
Biological process (GO): positive regulation of GTPase activity; Ras protein signal transduction
Cellular component (GO): plasma membrane
Molecular function (GO): guanyl-nucleotide exchange factor activity
Source: RefSeq, a predicted model, not a curated record
AGUCGUCGUGUUUCACGGGGUUCUUGGGACUCCAGGCAUUCGGUUCUUUGUUCGAUUGCACGCUGUUGCUCCCUGAGAGAAGGCAUUGGCAGAAUCGAAGUGACGGAAGAAGGGGAAGUUCCGCGGACAUUCACACGUGGAUGCUGUGGCCCGUGUUGGGGGAUGACGGGCUGAGCCCAACGUCGCCCCCGGCGUCGGCAAGCGUCAAGGGGGUGAACAAACUGGCGCCCCUGCUGCUCUGCGCCCCGUGCAAGCCCAGCAGCCACCGGAAGAACCAGAAUUCCACGCAGUGGUACGUGCAGCAGCCCACGUGGCGUUUAUGGGGCGAGGAAAGGGGCGAUGGCGUCAUAUACACGGUGUACCUGAAGAAGGUCCGGUACCACAGGCCGACCAGGAGCCUCUCUGCAUCGGACUCAGACGACGAGAUCUCACAUUUAGAAUGGGAAACGGUGAGAGUGCGUUUCCUGAAAGCCGGAACGGUGCAACGGCUGGUGGAGAGCCUGGCGAACGACGACGGGGAACUCGAGUCGACGUACAUCAAUGUCUUCUUAGCGACGUAUCGCGCGUUCACGACGCCGCGAGAAGUACUGGAGCUAUUGUUGGCAAGGUACGACGCCCUCGACGAGGGAUCCGGCGCCCUGACAGGUGAACAACACCGUAAGACCCUGGUGCAAGCUCUUCACGUCUGGUUGGACGCUUAUCCUGGCGACUGGAAGUCGCAUCCGAAUCAUCCUUUGCUCAGCAGACUCUUGGACUUCACACAUCGACGGCUUCCUGGCUCGGAGCUCGAGCUCAAGGCAAGGCAUCGCUUGCACAGGUUCCAGCGUGAAGAUCAGAUAGAUUCCUGUAUAGUGUAUGACAAUGGUCGACUACCGCGUGGUUCCCCGGAUCCUAUCGUGGAUCAAACGAGUGACCCAUGGGUGAACUGCAGCUUCCCUGAGGUUCCGCACAGGCACUUUGCUGAGCAAUUGACUCGCAUGGACGCUGAGGUGUUCAAGAAGCUCGUGGCCCAUCAAUGUCUAGGCGCAGUUUGGUCGAGAAGGGAUCGUUCUAGAAGUCACGACGCGGCCACUGUUUUGGCCACAGUGAACCAAUUUAACGCUGUAUCGCUCAGAGUUAUGUCCACGAUACUGAUGGACUCAGCUAUGAAGCCUCAGGAACGCGCUAGGGUCCUCGAAACUUGGAUCGACAUCGCUCAAGAGCUUCGCGUGUUGAAGAAUUUCAGUAGCCUGAAGGCUAUCGUGUCCGGUCUCCAGAGUAAUCCUGUGUACAGGUUGGAGAAGUGUUGGCAAUGUAUGCCAAGGGAGAAACACGAGUUGUUCAGGGAGCUGGAGAGGAUUUUUUCAGAAGAGAAUAACGCUUGGACGCAGCGGGAGCUUUUGAUCAAGGAAGGAACAGCUAAAUUCGCGGACACUGCUGGUAGAAGCGACAGGCAUUUGCAGAAGCUGUUUCAGAAGCAGAACACUCACGCGGGAAACAUCAGCUAUGGAACGAUACCGUACCUGGGCACCUUUCUAACAGACCUGACGAUGAUAGACACAGCGAUACCAGACACGAUAGCAGAGGGUCUGAUUAAUUUCGACAAGAGACGGAAAGAGUUCGAGGUAUUAGCCAGGAUAAGACUGCUUCAAGGUGCCGCUAACGCUUACAACUUCAGCACAGACCCCCUAUUCGAUCGUUGGUUUCACUCUGUGGUAGUGUUAGAUGAUCGAGAAGCCUACAAGCUGAGCUGCCAGAUCGAGCAACCGCCUCCGGGGAACACUCUAAGCAAUCGUGGCAAGAAGAAGCAGAGUCAUCAGGGUCAUCGUAAAAACGACUCGAUCGCGUCUACAUCGAGUUCGAGCAGCUCUCAGUUCUACUGCGACCUGGAUUCUCUGCCAAGCUCGCCGCACAACUCUCUCGACAGGCGCACCUCGCCGUCCCAGAUGUCCAGCUCUUCUUCUAGCUCGUCUUUGCCAUCGUUGGACGUGUCUCUUAGCUCGGGAGGAGGAAGUGGAGCCACGGUUAACCAGCACAACCGACUAGCGCCACCGACUGCCAUCACAGCCAAUGGAAACAGCCCUAAUCUAGUUGGCCUCUCUAGCCCAAGUCACUCGCACAAGAGUUCUCCAGAUUUUUACAUAAUCAAGGUCACCAUGGAGAGCGACAACGUGGAGACGGACGGUGUGGUGCUGUACAAGUCCAUCAUGCUCUCUAACAACGAGAGGACACCGCAGGUGAUCAGAAACGCGAUGCUCAAGCUUGGAAUCGAGGGCAGUCCUGACCAGUAUACCCUGGCUCAGGUGUUACCUGAUCGUGAGCUGGUCUUGCCGAACUCGGCGAACGUUUACUACGCCGUGAACACCGCGCACAAUUUGAACUUCAUCCUGCGACCUAGGAGGGAGCCUAACGAUAGCAUCACCGAGAGUCCUAAGAGCAAGACGAGCCACAAGCGGUAGUGAAUGAUUGACAAUUGAACGGAGAUCCAUUACGAACGGUAGUUCGUCAUGUUGC